Messenger RNA from Ostreococcus lucimarinus CCE9901, 345 nucleotides. RefSeq lists its product with no specific name. The record is from RefSeq and is a predicted model, not a curated record. The transcript has a single exon. Lineage: Eukaryota; Viridiplantae; Chlorophyta; Mamiellophyceae; Mamiellales; Bathycoccaceae. Gene Ontology annotation, biological process: phosphorelay signal transduction system. The annotation marks the transcript as partial.
AUGCGCGUGCUCCUCGUCGAAGACAACAGGCUGAAUCAGCAAGUGGCGAUUCACUCGAUGAAAAGAUGUAACGUAUUCGUCGAUGUCGCUGAGAAUGGUUUGAUCGCGACGCACAAAGUCGAAGACACCAUUCGUGGGAACUCCAAACCUUACGACGUCAUUUUCAUGGACAUGAUGAUGCCCGUGAUGGAUGGAAACGACGCGACGAGGCGAAUUCGCGAGAUGGAACAAAGCGCCCCGCCUGGGUACAAGCGUAAUCUGAUCGUCGCCUUGAGCGCAAACGUCGGACCCGAGCAUACACUUGCGGUCACGGAAGCUGGAUGUGAUGGUUCACUCGGGAAACCA